GUGGUGCCCGUUUGUUAUUCUCCGACGAAGUGGACGCCCGUUGGGCGGCCAGCGUGACAAUUUGGCGUUGAUAUCAGGCAUAUUCUUCGGUUAGUCUUGGAUUAGUGUACUGCACAAUUUCAUUAAGUUGAAUCGUGAUUCAUCGUAGCUUACGGUUGACCGGAAGAUGGCCUCCCAUUCGGCCCAGCGUCCGCCGUCGCGCGCCUCGCACGCGUCGCGCGUGUCGGAGGUGUCGCGCGGCGCCGCGUCGCUGUACUCGGUGGGCUCUGUGCACUCGGUGCGGUCAUCGGCCGCUCGCUCCACCGUGCCACUGACCGGAGAGAUCGAGCCUUGGAAGCCGCCCGUGCUCAAGAAGGCGCUCUUCAUGUCCAUACCCAAGGCGUCCAACAUCACCGCCAUCUAUUCCAUCCUGCAGGCGCUGUUCACCAUGAUGACGGCCGUGUUUGACGUGUAUGUGCUGGUGGAGGCAGAGCCCGGCAAGGAGCACUUCGGCUACUACGUCAUUUCUUUCGAGUUCGUGUACGCCGGCAAUCCGCACGUGCGAAACUGCCUGAUGGCCUUUGCCAUCUUCAGCCUGCUGUUUGCACUCGCCCUGUUGAUCAUCAGCAUCGUGUUGCUGCAGGCGCUCAGGAAGGAGAAUGAGAAGCAGAUCCGGCCGUGGCUGCUCAUCAUGUUCUUCCACACGUGCUGGCGCGCCUUCGCCAUCGUGUUCGCCUCGCUCGUCAACGACAUGUACUUCGUCUACCACGGCCUCAUGUGCUUCAUCUGGUCGUCCAUGAUCCUGCUGAACGUCUACGGCUGGCUGGUGGUCUGGUCCUUCUUCAACGAGCUGACCGAGGUCUCGAAGCUGGAGGACAUCGCCCAUCUGAAGAUGGGCACGAUGACGUCACUGAACGCCACGCAGUACUCGCACACGCCGUCGGUGAGCAUCCAGCCGGGGUCGCGACCCAUCACGCCGCACAGCUACAACGGCCAGUCCAUCUGAGCGGGGGCGGCGCCGCGACCGCACGGGCCUCCUCGGGCCGGCGAGCGCAUCGCGCCGUGUGCAGCGACAGCCAAUCACGCCGCGCGGUCGUCCGGUCGGCGCGCUGCCGACCAAUCGCUGCGUCCGGCCCAACCUGUCGACCGUUCAGACAACGGACGGCGAGAAAGCACAGCGGAAUCGGCACCGUCCGACGCAUCGAGUCGGCGUGCGCCAGUGACGUCAUUUGACGGCUGUGACGUUGCGCCCGCUGUUGCCGUCACAGGGUGCCUCGGCGCCCUGUGAGCGGAUGACCAGAGGCUGGGCGCCGGCGUGGCGGCAGGGCUGCGGUGUCCGGCGGGGCGGCGGUCGCGUGACGUCACUGGCGACGUCACCGGUGACGUGUCGACGGUCAGAAGGCCGGAGCGGAGCGGUCGCCACCGCUC
Molecule: messenger RNA, 1407 nt
Organism: Pollicipes pollicipes
Lineage: Eukaryota; Metazoa; Arthropoda; Thecostraca; Pollicipedomorpha; Pollicipedidae
Exons: 6
Coding region: 167-985 (272 amino acids)
Biological process (GO): establishment of glial blood-brain barrier; septate junction assembly; regulation of tube length, open tracheal system
Cellular component (GO): plasma membrane
Source: RefSeq, a predicted model, not a curated record